Malurus melanocephalus (red-backed fairy wren) is the source of this 3923-nucleotide messenger RNA. It is a transcript of the gene NECAB3, whose product is annotated as N-terminal EF-hand calcium binding protein 3. NCBI's taxonomy places the organism in Eukaryota, Metazoa, Chordata, Aves, Passeriformes, Maluridae. Gene Ontology annotation, biological process: regulation of amyloid precursor protein biosynthetic process. The record is from RefSeq and is a predicted model, not a curated record. The coding region runs from base 265 to 1320 and encodes 351 amino acids. Gene Ontology annotation, cellular component: cytoplasm; Golgi cis cisterna; endoplasmic reticulum. Gene Ontology annotation, molecular function: calcium ion binding. The transcript has 13 exons.
CCGAGCCCAUCCGUACGGUACCGCACCGAGCCGUGCCCUGAGGCACCGCACCGCACCUUUCCCUCCGGCACCGCACUGCACCCGCGGUACCGCACCGAGCCCACCCUCCAGCACCGCACCGUGCCCUGCGGCACCGCACCGCUCCACGCCGCGUCCCACGGCUCCGCACCGCAUCCUCGGGCACCGCACCGCGCCCUGAGGCGUGACACGCUCCGGCAUCGCACCGCUCCCCACGGCCCCGCAGCACCCGCACCCGGCGGGACCAUGAUGUCGUGUGCCGAGCUGCUGGCCGUGUGCCUGCUGUCAGCAGAGCGCGGCCCCAAGCCCCACCGCCAGCCGCUGCCCAUCUUCCACGACAUUUUCCGGCGAGCCGACAAGAACGAUGAYGGGAAGCUGUCGUUCGAGGAGUUCAAGAACUAUUUCUCUGAUGGCAUCCUGAGCUCGGAGGAGCUGUGGGAGUUGUUCAGCAGCAUUGACAGGCGUCACUCAGAUAACGUGGACACGGAGAAGCUGUGUGAUUAUUUCUCGGCAUACCUGGGGGAAUACAGGAACGUGCUCUCUGCCCUGGAAACCCUCAAUGCCGCCGUGCUGACAGCCAUGGACAAAACCAAGCUGAGAUACGAGACCUCCUCGAAGAUGGAGCAGUUCCUGACGCGGUUCCUGCUGCGGGAAACCCUGCACCAGCUGCARUCGCUGCAGGCGUCCCUCGAGUGUGCCGUGGACACCGUGGAGGAGCAGGCGGGACGGGACAGAAAGGAGAUCAAGAAAUCUGAGACCUCGGUCAGCCUGAGGUCAGGGAGGCGGUGUGGGCGCAGGGGACAGAAGAACAUCUGCCUGACCCCGAAAGACCCCUAUUCUGGGAUGCUGACAACAGGUGUUUGUGUGGAGGACAACAGCCAGUGGAAGGCUCAGAUCAGCAGGCUGCAGCAGCUCAUCGAGAAGCUGGAGUGCAAGAGCCCGCGCCUGGAGCCACUGAAGGACGAAGCCAUGAGCAAAGGGCCGGAUGCACACAUUCUGGUGGCCAAGAGGCAGAUCUCGGUGGCCACGAGCAGCAUUGAGGAGUUCCGGCAGGCGUUCCGCUCCUACACCGAGGGCACGGCCGGCCACAGCAGCUGCCUGCACGUCUCUGCCUGCAAGCUGACGGACGAGGCCUGCUUCAUCCUCUACGAGUUCUGGCAGGACGUGACCUCGUGGAGAAGCCAYUUGCAGUCCAGCUGCAGCAAGACUUUCCAGCAGUCCAUCCUCAGCUUGCUGGAGUCCCCGGAGCUGCUGACCACCAUGCUCUUCCCAGCUUCCUGGUGGAUCAUGAAYAACAACUGACCCGGGGCAGCUGCCUCCAGGACACCAUCAGCAUGCGGGAGGAGGUGGAGACUUUGGCACAGCCAUCACCUUCGUCACCUCCCUGUCCCUCCUUCCCUCCUGUGGCCAGCGGGGGCUGCCUGCCCUCGGCUCUGCUAGUGUUUUGCUCCUUUGCUCUUUUCCUSUUAAUUUAUUUCUUUAUCCUGCUCCUAAGACAGUGUCUGAGCUGCCUGGGGGUGCUGUGUUUGGGGGUGGCACUGGUCUGAUGCUGCAUCCUGGCAGCUUCAGCCCCCUUUGCACUCCAGCUCCUCUUCCUCCUGGCCCCGAGGCUCCACAGGGUACUGGGAUGGGCAGGGGAACACGGCUCUGGCCAGCUGUGACAUCCUGCCCAGGGAGCCAGGUGGCCUCAGAUGGAUUGGGAAAUGUUUUAUAGGGAAAAAAAACAUAUUUCAUUAAGCAUUUCUGGCAAGGUGUUACCUGCUCAUGCCCUGCCAYGCUGGCAGCAUGUUCCAGGGCUUUGGGACUGGCUUUGUGCCCCCGCAGCUGUCCCCWUGGCUGUGCCUGUCCCCAGCACAUCCCCUUCCCAGGGGAGGCCAGCCCAGUCCCCAGCACAGCCCAGGAAAGGCCAGUGUAGCUCCAAGCUCUGUUUUUAUUCAGCUCCAUAAAUCAGUGUUKGCACGGGGCAGUGCUGCCAGAGGCUGGAGCUGAGUUACUGGGGAGGGGUCUGGGGUGGGGGCACUCAGUGAGGGGGGAGGGCUGGAGCAGAUCCCACCUGCUCCAGGGCUUUUCCUGGCAUUUCCCUGSUGGUGCUGCAGCAGCAGCUCCUCUGUGAAGCCAUGGAAAAUGCACUGCCCCAACCAGGGUGGAGGGAUUGGGAGUGGGCAGGAGGGACAGCCGGGACCCUCCUGGCAUGGAAACGUCCUCCUUGUGCCCCUGCCUGUCCCCAGCACCAGUGUGGGUCACCUGCAGCCCCAAUCCUUGCUCACCURCGACCUGCUGCCACCCCACAACCUCUUUUUCCACUCGCUGUGGGUGCUGCUCCACCAGAAACAUUAAUUAAGAGUGUUUCUCCCCUGAUUCUUGGAUGCAGUCAGUAAAAUCUGGGGCUGAAGGGUGCAGCUCCAUCCUGGGGACACCUCGUGCAUGAUGUGCUGGGCAGGUCUGACACAGUGUCACCCCUGAGCCCAUGGGGUGACAAUACCGGGGAUUUGUUGGGUUUUAGGGAACUUGUUUUGCUCCAGCAGCAGCUCCCUGGGUUUGGGAGGUUUGUUGGGUUUUAGGGUGCUUGUUUUGCUCCAGCAGCAGCUCCCUGGGUUUGGGAGGUUUGUUGGAUUUUAGGGUGCUUGUUUUGUUCCAGCAGCAGCUCCCUGGGUUUGGGGUGCUGGGGGGUAAUAAAUACCCCUCGUGGGAAUGAGGAUCUGUCCCUUCCACCCUAUUCUUUAYCUGCUCAUCAAUCCCUGCUGCUUUCCCUGGUCACAGCCCCGAUUUGCUGUGAUCAUGGGGCAGCAGGAACAGCUCCAGCCCUGUCCAGGGGCAGCUGCUGGGCCCAGGGCCACAUUCUUGCCCCUGGGAGAUGCACCCAAGGGAUCCAGGGAUGUGCUGGAGCCACAGCAGGGCUUUGGGCCAUCACUAAGGGACAGRGCACAGCCAGGGUGGGCUACAGAGGGGCACCCAGGGCAGCCACAAAGAGCUGAAACAGGCACUGGGUUGGGAUUCCUGAGCUGCCUCCCCAGCCCCAUCUGGGGCUUGCCUCUACAUUUUGGGUUUCUUCACCACUGGAUUAAUGUCUGCAGCAGCCUGGAGACCAAAACCCUGGGAUUAAGGCAAACUGUGUGAGGGGGAUCCCUGGGGGGCACAGUGGCAGCCAGCUGUGACAGCACAUGGGGCUGCACUGGCAGCCAGCUGUGACCACCCUGCAGGCUGCUCUGUGCUCACAUAAAAAAAAAUAACAUCUAAAAAAAGCUCAGAAAACAACACAUUGAACUAUAAACUCAAAGAAAUCCAACAUCACUGAGGAUGGGGUUGAACUCCAGCUCUGCCUGCACUUUGCUCACAGUCUCACCACCAUAAGGAAGAGUUUUUAUCCCUAAAAGUUCCCUGGCCAAGGCCACGGUGUGGCAGCGUUCCCUAAAAACCCCAAGAGCUGCCWGAGCACUGCUGGAAACCUCUGCCCCUCCCCAGAGAGAUAAAGGAUGAAUAUAGUCUUUUUAUUGACUACUUUUGAGUAGAACAAACUAAAUACAUCUGUAACAGUUUGGGUUCCUUUAUACAGGACAUUAAAUAAGUUAUGCACAAGAAUGAAGUAACAAAUUUCUAUUACAGAAUUAAAUGUUUAAAAAAAAAAUAGAAACCUCAACCCAAUGUCUUCCCACGCCCCAAGUUCACAUUUAUCAUUCCAUGUUUAAAAACAAAGAAACAAAAAAAAAAAAAGAAGCAAUCAUUCUAAUCAUGACUGUUAGUAUUUCAUUCAUUUACAUGGGGUUAAUUUUAAUACACGGCCAUCAACGUCGCAUGAGAAUUAUGGAAGACAAUCUAUUUACAAGCAAUUCCUUCCAGCCCUGCCCUGCUCCCCCUUCCCAGGCACCUUGGCACUGCCACCRCUGACCACAGCAYGGGGCUGGGGC